AUUUUAUUUUUUAGGAUUUGAUUUGAGGUUAGCUACUUAGCUUGUUAAUCAAAACAAUCAUGAAACGAAAGCAAAGCAAUUUGUUUUAUCUACAUAUGAUACUUGUCCGUGGCUACAUCACUUUAGUGAUUAGAAUUUUAACUUUGUGUCAUUAAGUUUUGUAGGGAAUGGAAUGGGACACCAAGUGGUAACCAGUGGUUUAUUGGUUUUUAACUUAUAACAGAACAAUAUCAAGUAAUACAGGUUAAUUGCCUAGAUAUAAAACAUAUAACUAUGAGCGGAAGGCGGUACGCUGCGGCGUUCUCACCCCUUGCUCGGUCCCUCAGAGAUGUCUACUGCAUAGACUAAAGGUCAACCGAAUAUGAAGUUUAGGGCGAGGUAUCCUGUAUCGUUCCUGCUGUGAGAGCUUGUCUAAGGGCUACCUUUGUGGAUUGGCGAGUUCAUACAAACAGCGUAGCAGUUGCCGCGAUGGACGCGGUGUACGCGUGUUGCUGCUGCCUGCGGCGUGCUCAGGACAAGGACCUGACGACGCCGUACACACAUCUCGGGGAAACAGAGAUUUAUGCCAACAUGAUCAAAGAGUGCUUUGACAUAAAUCUGGUAUUGGGCUGUUCGGGCUCGUGCGGCAUCUGCUCGGCGUGCGUGGGCCGCCUGCGAGACGCGAGCGACUUCAAGCUGCAAGUGCAGCGCAGCCAGGCGGAGCUGCAGGCGUGGCUGCAGAGAGAAAACAGCAAAGAGCAAGACCCCGCAGUGGAGUCAGGAAUGCAGGAUGGAGAUGGGACCAGUGAGGAGCCUGUGUCGCGUGAAGAGGCCACGGUCAAGCCAGAAACGCUGGAUGACGUUGGGACUCCUGAUGAGAUAUUACAUGACAUGCUCCGGUUAAACAUGGCGGCCGGCGACGCGGCGAGCGACGAGGAUGAGCCGCUGUGGGUGGAGGAGCGGGCAGUCAAGUCGGAGGUGUCGGCCGCGGCGAGUGACGAGGAGCGCGUGUCGGUGUGUUCGGACGGCAUCGCCGCCCGCGCCAGGGAACAGCUCGCGACGGCUUGUUCCGUGGUGCUCGAGCGCCUCCGCGGCGACGCCACUGCGAACAGCGGAGGCAAACCAUACGCCUGCGAACACUGCGGCGAACGUUUUAUAAAUAAGUCUAUUUUAAGGAAUCACUUACAAUAUACCCACUUAUCGUCUGGACCCAAGAGAUAUGCUUGUGAUUUUUGUAGUUUUACGUUUGAAACCAAAUUGCUUGUAAUAGAACACGAGAAAAGCAAACACGGUGUCACAAAUUUCAUGUGUGCUGAAUGUGAGUAUACAACAAGUUCUAAGAAAAGUUUGGAGACUCAUUUAAAGUGUCACUCUUUGGAGAAUAAGUUUAAUUCAAGUCAUUGUAGUUACACAAGUUCGUGUAAAAGUGAUUUACACAAACACCAAACAAUACACUUUGCUGGAAAACCUUUUGAGUGUAGCGACUGUGAUUUCAAAUGCAGUGUAGAAUCAAACCUGCGACGUCACCAGCAGACACACAACCGGAGGCAACAGAGAAUACUCACUGGAAAACAGCUUUACAAAUGUAGUCAUUGCGACUACAAGUGCAGUGCUAGUUCUAUGUUACGAAGGCACGAAAGGACACAUACUGGCGAGAAGCCUUUUACGUGCAGCUUCUGUGAUAACAAAUUCAGUCAGAGAUCAACCUUACAUACACACCAAAGGAUUCACACCGGAGAAAAGCCUUACACUUGUAGUCAUUGCGACUACAAGUGUAGUCGGAGUUCAAACUUACGAAAUCAUGAAAGGACACAUACUGGCGAGAAGCCUUUUCAGUGUACCCACUGUGAUUACAGAUCCAGUCAGAAGUCACACUUACAAAGCCACCUGAUGAUACAUACUGGCGAGAAGCCUUUUCAGUGUAGCCACUGUGAUUACAGAUCCAGUCAGAAGUCAAACUUACAAAACCACCUAAUGAUACAUACUGAGGCGAAGCCAUUUCAGUGUAGCCACUGUGAUUACAAAUGCAAACUGAAGUCACACUUACAAAGCCACCUGAGGAUACAUACUGGGGCGAAGCCAUUUCAGUGUAGCCAUUGUGAUUACAAAUGCAGUCAAAAGUCAAACUUACAAAGACACCUGACGAUACAUACUGGGGUGAAGCUAUUCAAAUGUAGCAAUUGCGUAUAUAAGACCAAUUGGAAAGGAGACUUGCUAAAACAUCAGAUGAUACAUACUGACUAAAAGCCUUUUAUUUGUACCCACGGCAACAACAGAAGUGGAUAUAAAUAUGAUUUACAAAGACAUCUUAGAACGAAACAUUCCGGUGAAAAACCCAGAAAUAGUUCGUACAGAACAUGUGUCGGGUGUGGGCUAUGUGGUGUAUGUGUCGUGGCUCCCUUGCACGAUGUGUUCCCGGUGUCGUGCCGGCGUGUGUCGUGCAGGACGAGCGAGUGGCGUGUGUAGUGGCGAGAGGCUGCUUCAGGUUGCGUCUCCACCAGAGAUGUGCGAGGAUGCGUAGCGAGGGAUAUGUUUUUAGGGUUCCGUAGCCAAAUGGCAGAAAACGGAACCGUAAUGGAUUCGUCUGUCUGUCUGUCCGUCCGUGUCACAGCCACUUUUUUCCGUAACUAUAAGAACUAUACUGUUGAAACUUGGUAAGUAGAUGUAUUCUGUGAACCGCAUUAAGAUUUUCACUCAAAAAUAGAAAAAAAAAGUAAUAAAUUCAUCAAACCCAUACGUGUGGGGUAUGGAUAUGUCUUCAAAAAUGAUAUUGAGGUUUCUAAUAUCAUUUUUUUUCUAAACUGAAAAGUUUGCGCGAGAGACACUACCAAAGUGGUAAAAUGUGUGCAUCAUUUGAGAAAUUAUGAAUGUGGGCUGAGAAUGAGUGGGUUACUCGUCAAAUGUCUUCUUUACGCUGAUGACCUGGUAUUGCUAGCGUCGUCGGGUGAAGAGUUGAAGCAGAUGGUAAUUAUAAUGCAUGGAUCUUUUUAAAGGAAAGGAAUUAAAAUAAUUGUAAACAAAACGAAAGUAAUGGUAUUUGAACAACAGAAGACAUUGAUAGGAGAGUGAAUGCUGGAAAUCCUGUGGAUUGGGCACUCAACGCUUUUAUGAGCAGGCAGAAGGUGUCACAAAAAGCAUGGUUGGUUGUGCAUAGAGGGGUGUUGGUGCCUACACUUAUGUAUGGUAGCGAAAAUUGGGUAUGGCAGAAGAGGCAUUAGAGCCAUGUGAAUGCAGUGGAAAUGAGAGCGUUGAAAAGUGUGCGUGGUGUGAGAUUAUAAGAUAUAAUUAAGAACAGUGUGAUAAAGGAAAAGUGUGGACUGAACGAACAUGUGUGGAAAGAAUGAGUGAAAUACUAACAAAGAGAGUGUAUAAGGGAGAAGUAGAAGAGGGAGCUGGAAGGGGGAGACCUCGGCGGACUUUCUCUGAUUAAACCAGCAAGCGUGUAUGAGGAAUGUUAUGAAAGUGAAGGAAGCGAAAGAGGCAUGUCAGGAUCGUAGCAAGGGGAAAUCCGUGGUCUCUACCUACCCCUCCGGGAAAUAGGCGUGAUUAUAUGAAUGUAUUUUGAAUCUUUAUUGAAUUUAUUUGUCUUGGCAAGUUUUGAUUCUUGAAUAAAUUAACAGACUACUGGGUAGAUUAUUCCUCAACUAAAGAUGCAUGGUUACAUUAGUUGGGCAGGUUAGGUAUGAUAAAAUUUGCGAAUUGCGAUAAAUGCCAAAGUUUAGACUUCGAAUAUUCGCUUAAGGUCGCUUGUACUGAAUAAACAGAAUGACCCUUAACUUAAAAUUUACGUAACGUUGCUUUGUACCUACAGUCCUACAAAAAGCAUUAGCCGCACAGUAAAAAUAACAUACGUUUUGAUUUCGUUUUCUUUAAAAUUGAGUUAUGUAUAGCUAUAAUUUCACGAAGCCUAUCGAGGGGAGUACAGUAAAAAUAUUAUUUCCUUCGCAUUUGGAUACCUACCGUUCCUCAUUUACUGUAAAUACGUUUAGCCGGGUAUUUACAGAAACUGUAACUAAAGCGGAUGAAAUAGAUUUUUUCGAGUAAUAAAAAAUAUUCGGAAACUAAGCGGUCGAAUAUUCGAAUAUCAAAACAGGUCGAAUAUUCGACAAAUUCAAAUAUUGCACGAAUUGCAAGCCCUAUUUUUAAGAACUAAGAAUCACUUCAUUUGUUCUCCGCGCUCAGCGUGUAGUGAUUCUAUUGGUUCUUAACAAACAGUCCUCGCUACGCAUUCUCGCACAUCUGGUGGAAACACAGCCUUACUCAACUACUUAAGAUAUAUGAAAAACUAUAACCUGUUUGCGGAUAAUGUGUCAACACUCAAUACAUACGGACGUUUUGUUAUUCUGUUUAAUAUUUUGCUUACACGUAGACCGCGAGCCAGCAACAGAUUUCCAUGACCAAUCGCAAGUCGCAUGAACAUGUAAAAAAUAAGCGCUUUACCUUCUUAUGAUAGCAAUAAAGAAAAACAUGAAACUUUGCAUGUAGUAUUUCAUCAGGUGAAACGCCUGAAACGUCAUAAACGGAUUACGCAAUUUACACAUUACGCAUACUUUGCGGACAUAAAGUGGUAAGGCGCGUAUUUUUUACAUGCUCACUUUACAGCUGCUGGUCUUUCCACCGCGAUACAACCGGCUGACUAUUUUUACUUAUUUAAAACAGCAUCUAAACUAUCAUCUGACAAAGUAUCAGCCGGGAGGCGAUGACUCACGAAAUAUGCUCCUGGCCCGCGGUCUAACGGGUCAAAAAGACCAAUUAGUAGUUAUUUAGUAGUAUUAUUGACACUACAAUACUUUUUUUUAAUUAAGGGGCUCCCCGCGGUUUUCAUCGAUUUUUGACAAGUUUUGAGUCGUUACUCCUACAUUUGCACUAUAGAUAGAAUUAUAAGACAACCGGCUAUCGGUUCUUCAAUCUUUUAUCUCCAUUCUGGUCUGCCGAAUUUUGAAACCCUUAAUUUGUUUAUUUUUAAACAACGUCAAACAAAACAGUUUUUUCGUUACUCGAUUGCUGUGAAGGAUUUUACAUGUACAAAAUCUACACAUUUGCGUUCGUCUUUAACGUCGCUAAAAAUUGGUCAGAUUGUAAUUUUAAACUAAUUAACACAAAAGCUAUGGCCAGUAAACCAGUUUUUUGGCCUAAAAUUGUUCAACUUUGAUGCCAAAUAUAUCGAAGACAGUGAUUUAUGAAGUAAAUUUGGUAUACUAUAUUGCUUGGAGCCGUUGCUGUUAAUAUGAUAAGCUACAAAAAACAUUACAAAACUAAGGGAUUCAACUCCAAGGUCAUUGGCGUUAGGGACCCCCUUAAUAAAACUAUCAUGAAAUAAAACGUUGGUGAUAUUAA
Molecule: messenger RNA, 5316 nt
Organism: Cydia pomonella (codling moth)
Lineage: Eukaryota; Metazoa; Arthropoda; Insecta; Lepidoptera; Tortricidae
Product: gastrula zinc finger protein XlCGF57.1-like
Exons: 8
Coding region: 469-2223 (584 amino acids)
Biological process (GO): regulation of transcription by RNA polymerase II
Cellular component (GO): nucleus
Molecular function (GO): zinc ion binding; RNA polymerase II cis-regulatory region sequence-specific DNA binding; DNA-binding transcription activator activity, RNA polymerase II-specific
Source: RefSeq, a predicted model, not a curated record